Molecule: messenger RNA, 950 nt
Organism: Oppiella nova
Lineage: Eukaryota; Metazoa; Arthropoda; Arachnida; Sarcoptiformes; Oppiidae
Source: the annotation of a GenBank genome assembly
GGAACGAUGAGUUUUCUACUGAUUACCUUGAUACUAAAAAGUGGAUGAUAGGCAUUAGAAAUGACUGCAAUAAGUAUAAUGAGAAUAACAUAGCGUGUGUUAUGUCAUCAAACAAUAUCCAACUCGCGAACCAAACCCUCGCCCUAACUGUUAGGCCCGAGAAUCACACGAAACACAACAUACCCGACGAUAAGCCCCUGUUCUCACGGCCCGAGCUAUUAGUGAACUUUGAUUGGCGUACGACCAACUAUUUAGCUAUAAGAGCGGCAUUGCCACAGGGUCAAUUAUUUUACCCAUUUGUACACGUGAGAACCUUGGUGUACAACACCAUUGUUGACAUUCCCAUAAUCAGUCCCUUUGGAUACUAUGACGACCCGUAUGCGAGACAGACGAUAAAGCAAAUGCUCAACGAGGACCUAGCUCAAUUUCAUACGUACACCAUCGAGUGGAACGAUACUCAUUAUGAAUGGAGUUUUAAUUAUAAAUACUCGUAUACUGCACCUUAUAAUUCUCUUGAUUCUAGAACCAGGUCUAUUGGAUCCCAAGCAGAAUUGAUAAGCGAGGUGAAAGUUGGCAUUAAUAAAGGCGAUAUUAUUGCCUCAAAUGAUUACCUAAAGUGGAAGUGUUCGGCACUUAUCAUAGAUUAUGUUCGCCUCUAUCGAUGGACUGAUGACAAUACGGACCUUUCAGAUGAUACACUACAUGAGAGCACUGCCACCGCCCCCGAGAUUUGUAAGACUAUUAUGGAUGAUAUCGUUGGAAAGGAGCGCAUUUCUGAUACCGUAACGGAUAUACCUGGAUAUAAUACUAUUGUAGCAAAGCCAAUAGUGGUGAUAAUCAGUUUGGUUUUGGUGUUGACAUUAGUAUCCGGCUUAAUAUUCAUGUAUUGCAAGCAUAAGAGAGUGAAACGGAUUAACCGAGAGAUGGUGUCCGAUGUUUACGACGACAAC